AUGCGCCUCACACACCUCCUCCCCCUCCUAACCGCCACCACCACCACCCUCGCCGCCCCCCUCCCCCAAGACAUCGCCCUCCUAGGCAUGUGCGUCACCGGCCGACGCGGCCCGGACGGCCACAAAACCUGCCACGACGGACCAGGCCUCUUCACCUCGCUCUUCGCCUCGGGCCCCGGCGCCGCCGCCGCCAACGCCGCAGGAGGAGGCGGUCGUUCUCGAGGCAUGCUCCGCCGCCGCGGCGAGGAAGCCGCCGAGCUGGGCAUCGGAGGGCUCUUGGGGAACCUCCCGGUUUUGAGUUCGUUGUUCGGGAUGGGGGAUCAGUCGAAGAAGACGCCUUCUGCUGGCACUGGCACCUCGCCUUCUUCUUCUUCUGGUGGUGGUGGUGGGGGCGGGUUGGGGGGUUUGGGACUGAAGAAGGAGAGACGAGGCGAGGAAGCCGGGAUUGGGGAUUUGUUUUCGAGCUUGCCGCUUGUGGGGAGUUUGCUUGGGGGCGGGAAGCCGAAGAAUAGUCCUUCGACGCCGAGUCCGCAGAUGAAUGCUGUGCCUGGGGCUGUGCCGGGGCAGAUGGGUGGGAGUGGGGCGGGGGCGGGGGCGGGGAUGACGAAUGGGAGGAAGCAGCAUCUUGGGGGGAUGAUUGGGAUUUAA
Messenger RNA from Zasmidium cellare ATCC 36951, 648 nucleotides. RefSeq lists its product as uncharacterized. The record is from RefSeq and is a predicted model, not a curated record. The transcript has a single exon. The coding region runs from base 1 to 648 and encodes 215 amino acids. NCBI's taxonomy places the organism in Eukaryota, Fungi, Ascomycota, Dothideomycetes, Mycosphaerellales, Mycosphaerellaceae.